GUCUUGCAUAAUUUAUCAGGGAAGCUGUAAUCUAUCCACCCGCGUGUCCGCGCGUAUGGCUUUGUGUACAGUCCACGAUCAUGCCGUGAAUCCAGAAUCCGAGGGAUUUUUGCGCCUCGGAUGCCGUCGGAGCUUCACGUCCCGGAGCCCGGAGCAGCUGGCGGAAGAUGUCGGGACGAGGCGCCGCCUGCAGUUGACGCCUCGACCCGAGGAACGGGGGCUUCUCAGCCACGUUGGGCUGCGCUGUCUGGGACCCACGUCCCCCGCGGAUGUCCCUGACGAAUUCCAGCGUCUUUCUGCUCAACGAGGGUUCAGCCGAUUCCUACACUAGUCGCCCCUCUGAUUCCGACCUGUCCCUGGAGGAGGACCAGGAGGCGUCUCGGCGUGAAGCCGAGCGCCAGGCUCAGCUACAGCUGGAGAGAGCCAAGUCCAAACCAGUAGCGUUCGCAGUAAAAACCAACGUGAGUUACUGUGGAGCCCUCGAUGAAGAUUGUCCCGUCCAAGGUGCUGCUAUUAACUUUGAAACCAAAGAAUUCCUGCACAUUAAAGAGAAGUACAACAAUGACUGGUGGAUCGGGCGGCAGGUGAAGGAAGGGGCGGACAUCACUUUCAUCCCGAGCCCCGUGAAGCUGGAGGCCAUGCGGAUCAAGCAGGAGCAGAAGGCGGCGGCGAGGAAAGGAGGCAACGCGUCGUCGGGAGGCUGGAGGUCCACCCCACCAUCUGCAGCCAAGCAGAAGCAGAAACAGACCGAGCACGUUCCCCCGUACGACGUGGUCCCUUCCAUGCGGCCCGUGGUUCUGGUGGGCCCUUCGCUGAAAGGAUAUGAGGUAACAGACAUGAUGCAGAAAGCCUUGUUCGACUUCCUGAAGCACAGAUUCGACGGCAGGAUCACUAUCACGCGCGUGACUGCUGAUCUGUCGCUGGCGAAGCGGUCGGUGCUGAACAAAAAGGCCAUAAUGGAGAGAUCCAACACGCGCUCCAGUCUGGCCGAGGUCCAGAGUGAGAUAGAGAGGAUCUUUGAGCUGGCCAAGUCGCUUCAGCUGGUCGUCCUGGACGCAGACACCAUCAACCACCCAGCGCAGCUCCUCAAAACCUCCCUGGCGCCCAUCGUGGUCUACGUCAAAGUGUCCUCGCCCAAAGUGCUGCAGCGGCUCAUCAAGUCCCGGGGGAAGUCGCAGAGCAAACACCUCAACGUGCAGAUGAUGGCGGGAGACAAGCUGGCCCAGUGCCCCCCCGAGAUGUUCGACGUCAUCCUGGACGAGAACCAGCUGGACGACGCGUGCGAGCACCUGGGCGAGUACCUGGACGCGUACUGGCGAGCGACGCACCUCCCGUGUUCCGCCCCCGUGAACCCGGGCCUGGACCAGAGCGUGGUCACGCCGCCGUCGGCUAACUCCAGCCAACAGUUUUCGGAGACGCAGGAGCUGAUAGAAUGAUCGCCGCCACAGACGCGGGAGCAGCCGCUGCUGACGGGGGUCAGACUGGGACGUCGUGGGGGCGCCACCAGGGGGCAGCAGCCCCCAUCUCCGUCCACGGCCACGCCCGGGGUGAGGAGGAGAGCACGAGCUGGGGGAGAGACGCGGGGGAGGCUGGAGAGCUGCACCACACCCCCGCCCCCACCCCCCCCUCGGCCCGAGCCCCACGCUCCCACCGCCGCGCGACAACUCAGGGCCGCUUUCUGCAGCUGCAGGCGCGCUGGUGACGAACCGGCGAAGCAGUGCAGCCGCCGCGCACGCCCUCCCCCCCACCCACCCCUCCUCCCACCCCAUCCCCAGCUCUCUGCUCGCACCCUGGGAGUCACGUACGUCCCUGACCCGGCGCAGCCCCUCUGUGUUCAGACACCCAGACAGGCUGGUACGCCUUAGAGCAUGUUAGCACACAGUAGUCUAGUGUAAAACCUGAACUUUCCCAGUCCAGGGUCCCUGGUGUUCGUCUCCAUAAACCCAGCUUCCCCGUUCCAAAGACAGCAGAGUCCCAGUAGACAAACGCUGUGUCUUCCAUCUCUUCCAUCGCCGUCGUUCCACUUGUAAAAAUCUGUCUGGGAGAGACACCCAAAGAUGAAAUUCACCUCCUUUAUCGCUUUUUCUUCCUCUUCUUGUUAUUCCUGUAGCAUUUUAAAGUCAUUCUUUCUAUUCAGCACAAAGUACCUUUCUGUGCUACUCUCUGUCAUCCAUAUAUUUGAUCCCAGUGUAGCAGGUCACAUAUCCGUAGGCAGCAGUGAACCCACGUGGGACAAGCACACAGUUGCACGUCCACCGUUAAUAUGCGCUAUAUUCUGUCAUAGCUGUGAAUGUAGAAAGGCUUUUACAAAGACUGGAUUUUCUGCAGGGGGUUGGAGACCUAAGUCCCAGAGGUCAACUACAAGGAAAAUAUAAGUACUCACCUAAAGUACUGUAUGAUUACAUAUGAUGCAAUUUGCUUUACUCACCUAUACAAACUGUGGUUUCAUCACAUAUCAAUAUAUCUAAACCCCACUGUCAGCUUUCACAGCACACCUGAUGCCUGUGAACAGCUCCUCGUCACAUUAGUAAAACCGAAAGCUGGAAUGACUCUUUAUUCACACUAGCUGUGAAGCUGACGGGCUAAAAUGAAGUCACUUGCGUCGUUCCUCCAUUGUGUUAGACUUAGACUUAGACUUAAGAGAGUAGGCUCCGUCAAUUAUUCAAUUAUCUCUGGCAUAAAAAAGCUGCGAGAGGGCGACCUCUGGUGGGGUAUUUGUGUUAUAGCAGGCCUCACGCCCAGAGCGGCCCAUUGCAAGCAAAUAUGACACACAUUAAAGACGCAGCCACAUAAAUUAACGACAUGUAUGAAUUCAACUUAACUGUGUUGGCUCCUGUUUCCAACAGCUUCAUCUAAACUGUGCAUAACCACCAAUUGUCUCUAAUGUUUAUUUAACCAAUGUCAUUUCAUGUUUCACACAUAAAAACGUUUUUUGGCGUUUGCUAUUAUCAUAUUUAUAUCUAUAGAAUUCAGCGAACGCAGCAUCUAUGUAAAUACCAUAAUGUAUGUGCAUGACAUAUUCCUGUUUGAUCACUGAUCAGAGCAAAGCGACGUGCCCUACAUAACCACUCCUCUGAAUGCAUUAUCCGAGCUAAUAUGUACAUACUGUAUAUUCAAUAUGCAAAAAUUAUUAUUAUCAAAUUUCACAGGCAUAACAAAUGCUGACAGUGUGUGUGUGUGUGUGUGUGUGUGUGUGUUGGGUUACUGCACACAGAACGCAUGUGUUCUUGUUUCUUUGAGUGAUGAGGGGUUCAGACCCAUCCUGCUGUAGCCAUUGCUUCCUCUGACACACACACACACACACACACACACACACACACACACACACACACACACACACACACACACACACACACACACAUUCACUUCUGAAGGACCAGGUUUGAGAAACACAGCACAGAACCUUUAUUCAACCAAAACGGAUGUGUAUCAGCGCCUCCUGGUUCAGUCCAUUCGUAUUGCAGGAAAUUUCUACAAAGGUGAAUUAUUAUUAUCCUUUUGAUGUCCAAAGCACAAUUUUUUACAAUUAUGAUUUCUUAUUGCGUUACACUUGCCUACAGUCUGGAUGCAAUACAAAGUCUGACAUGGAUGAGACACUAGCUGAGACUAUCAAGAGAUCUCCUCACUUAUGAUGGGGUUUAAUUGCACUACUGUUGUUUAUAUAUGUCUGCUUUAUGAUGCAAUAAAUGCACUGAACGUCACACCUCCAACAAACUAACUGACUGGUCUAAUGAUGAUGUCAACAUUCCCCGUGGUUUCUGCUAAAACAAUUAGAUAAACGAUAUCCACCGGUGUCCGAUGAUGAUGUGUCUUUUAUCGGGAGCACGUUUGAACGAAAGGGGUUAAUUAAUAAACAACAUUAUUAAGUAA
This is a messenger RNA of Betta splendens (Siamese fighting fish), 3870 nucleotides long. RefSeq names its product calcium channel, voltage-dependent, beta 3b (gene cacnb3b). The transcript has 14 exons. Gene Ontology annotation, molecular function: high voltage-gated calcium channel activity; protein binding. Bases 270 to 1436 code for a protein of 388 amino acids. The record is from RefSeq and is a predicted model, not a curated record. Gene Ontology annotation, biological process: neuromuscular junction development; regulation of voltage-gated calcium channel activity; calcium ion transmembrane transport. NCBI's taxonomy places the organism in Eukaryota, Metazoa, Chordata, Actinopteri, Anabantiformes, Osphronemidae. Gene Ontology annotation, cellular component: voltage-gated calcium channel complex.